This is a messenger RNA of Nerophis lumbriciformis (worm pipefish), 1092 nucleotides long. The record is from RefSeq and is a predicted model, not a curated record. NCBI's taxonomy places the organism in Eukaryota, Metazoa, Chordata, Actinopteri, Syngnathiformes, Syngnathidae.
AUGGACGUCCACCUGGAUGGAUUGUUCAACCUAAACGUCAGCUACGACUACGACGAGGACUACGUGUAUAAAGAUGACGAUCCAGAUUUAAAGGGAGGACAAGCAGUGUGGAUCCCUCUUGUCUACUCAGUUGUGCUGAUCCUAGGUCUAUUCGGGAACGGGCUGCUUUUGGCGGCGCUGGCGCUGAAGAAGCGAGCGUGGAGAACGUCAGACACAUUCAUUCUCCACCUGAGUGUGGCCGACGUCCUGCUGCUCAUCACGCUGCCCCUGUGGGCCGCACAAGCCACACAGAGUUGCGGUUGGUGCAUCGGACUCGCUCUUUGCAGGAUCAGCGCAGUUAUUUUUAAGCUCAACUUCUUCUGCGGGAUCUUUCUCCUGGCCAUCAUCUGUUUGGACCGCUACCUGUCACUGGUCCAUGCCAAGCAGCUGUACUCCCACAAGAAACCCAUGUUGACCCACCUUAGCUGCCUUUCAGUGUGGCUAGUCUCCCUGCUCCUUACCAUUCCAGAGUGGCUCUACAUGCCGUUGGAGCGCCAUCCGUGGAAGGAGGAGAAAACCCAGUGCUUCCUCGGUCUCUACACUGCAAACAAACACCUGGGGUCGCGCAUCUCCCACCAUGUGUUCAGCGCGGCUGCCGGGGUGGUCAUCUUCUUCUCCUGUGGGACACCAUGGCUCCAGCGCUCAGCUAAAACCAUCCGAAAGAGAGUGGUCACACUUAUUCUGGUUGGGGUCUUCUCACUCUGCUGGAUUCCGUAUAACGUCGUACUCGUCAUUGACACGUUUCGUGGCACAGAGACGACCUCGGACGCUUUAUCCGGGCUUCCCCGAAGCUCACGGAGGACUGCCCUGAAAGUCACGGCUGUAUUGGGCUGCGUUCACGCUUGCCUCAGGCCGUUGCUCUACCUCGGCCUGAGCAGCGAUUUUAGGAAGUGGACUCUUGCGAUGCUGAGUUGCGUCAGAGCGGAACCUAAGGGAUCCGUGUGGGAGUUGGGAGUAGGCGACGACGCCCUGCUUGAGCAGAACCCAGAGACCGAGCAGCUGAAGCAGCUUGCCAGCGUGGACCAGCAAGUGCAGGUGAAAAUGGCCACGUAG